AUGUCUGCAAUAUCUUCUACAACAGCACCACGACCUAAGCCCUGGGAGACUAGCGCGCCCUUAGAUGAGCCGCAGCGUAAUACUCAGUCAUUAGGAGCGAUGAUGACUUCGAAUCAGCAGGACUCGAGUCAAGGUGAAGUAAACAAUAAUAAUAGUUCAAAUGAAUCCGCUCCCGAAGUUUUGCCACGACCUGCGGCACUAAACUCUUCUGGUACAUACGGUGAACCGAAUACAAUACCUGCUAUAUACGGCAAUAGUAACUAUGGCAUGCCUUAUGAUAGCAAUCCGUAUGGUAUAAACUCUAUGUACGGAAAUAGCAUAGGGAGAUACGGAUAUGGAGGGUCGUACUAUGGUAACAAUUACGGAUCCUUUUAUGGGGGAGGAUACGGUACAGGAGCAGGAUAUGGAAUGAAUAACGGUGGUGGGCUAGGCGAAUCCACAAAGGCUACCUUUCAAUUAAUAGAAAGUCUGAUAGGAGCUGUUACAGGAUUUGCACAGAUGCUGGAAUCCACCUACAUGGCAACACACAAUUCAUUCUUUACCAUGGUAUCAGUGGCAGAACAGUUCGGUAAUUUAAAGGAAAUGUUAGGUUCAUUUUUUGGUAUAUUUGCUAUAAUGAAGUUCCUUAAAAAAGUGCUCUAUCGAGCCACUAAGGGUAGACUAGGAAUACCACCUAGAAAUAUUGCAGGAUCCGAAGGAAGUGAGAAUAAACUAAUUGAAGAUUUUUAUAAGUUUAAUGACAGUGCUUCAAUCUCCUCAAAUAGAAAAUCAACGAGGAGGAAAAUAUCAUGGAAGCCACUAAUUUUUUUUCUGAUGGCAGUAUUUGGUUUCCCGUACUUACUAAACAAAUUCAUUGCUAAAAUACAGACCUCUGGUGCUAUACAGGCAUCGCGAGAAAAUGAUGGCGAGUGUAUUGAUCCUUCGAAGUUAGAAUUCGCUAGGGCAUUGUACGAUUUUGUUCCAGAAAAUCCAGAGAUGGAAGUUGCUUUAAAAAAAGGCGACUUGAUGGCCAUUUUAAGUAAGAAAGACCCUGUCGGUAGGGAUUCUGAUUGGUGGAAAGUGAGGACUAAGAAUGGUAAUAUUGGUUACAUUCCAUAUAACUAUAUUGAAAUUAUAAAAAGGCGGAAAAAAAUUGAGCACGUUAAUGAUGAAACACCUACACACUAG
This is a messenger RNA of Saccharomyces mikatae IFO 1815, 1167 nucleotides long. It is a transcript of the gene PEX13, whose product is annotated as peroxin PEX13. Lineage: Eukaryota; Fungi; Ascomycota; Saccharomycetes; Saccharomycetales; Saccharomycetaceae. Gene Ontology annotation, molecular function: protein binding. The record is from RefSeq and is a predicted model, not a curated record. Gene Ontology annotation, cellular component: peroxisomal membrane; peroxisome; peroxisomal importomer complex. Gene Ontology annotation, biological process: protein import into peroxisome matrix, docking. The transcript has a single exon. The coding region runs from base 1 to 1167 and encodes 388 amino acids.